AUGCCGAGGGUUUUUGUGUUUUCAAAUCUAGUGUACCACGGACAAACACCCCAACCGAACCACGACGCUGUUUUUGUGACAGCUCUAUACGACAUAGGUCGAGGACAAUGGAGACACUUUCAGCGAAAGUUUGAGGAAUAUUUGUCCUAUUUUAAAAAUCUAUUGGAUUUGAAUGUGAAACUUAUCGUCUACUCCAACGAAACUGUUAUAAACUUUGUAAUGGAUAGAAGAAAACAUCUAAGAGACAAGACAAUGACCGUAGUGCUGCCCUUCACAGAACUAGAUUACUACGAAUACAGACAACACAUUCACCAUAUACUUUCCUCAGCAGAAUUUCGAGAUUCCAACGAAAUGUUGGAUCAUCCCGAAGCGUUUUCAGUGGAAUAUUUAAUUCUAAUGAAUAACAAGGUUUCCUUUUUGGCAAACGCUGUCAAAAGAAAUCCUUUUCACAGCACACAUUUCUUUUGGAUCGAUGCGGGUUACGGACACGGGGACGAUCUCACCAGAUGGGCAGACUUUCGUCCUCGAGUACUUUUAAACAAGGACGACAAGAUAACGUACAUUGAACUGAACGACCCCCAGUUAUACUCAGAUAUCAAUCACCCACAUAAGGUCAGCAUGGGGCCCGCCUUUAGUGGCGGUUUCUUCGGAGGAAAUGCAGAGGCCAUUCUGAAAUAUGAAAGACUUUACAAGAAAACUUUUCGAAAACUCCUUACGGAAUUUAUUGUGGAUGACGAUCAAAAUGUGGCAUAUCAGUGUUAUAUGGAAAAUCCCAGUUUAUUUGAAAAUUUUCGCGGAAAUUGGUUUGAUGCAUUUAGAUUAUUUUCAUAAAAUAUGGUGGACAGAUUC
This is a messenger RNA of Ostrea edulis (European flat oyster), 849 nucleotides long. RefSeq lists its product as uncharacterized. NCBI's taxonomy places the organism in Eukaryota, Metazoa, Mollusca, Bivalvia, Ostreida, Ostreidae. The coding region runs from base 1 to 831 and encodes 276 amino acids. The record is from RefSeq and is a predicted model, not a curated record. The transcript has a single exon.